Pleurotus ostreatus (oyster mushroom) is the source of this 1629-nucleotide messenger RNA. RefSeq lists its product as uncharacterized. Bases 1 to 1629 code for a protein of 542 amino acids. Gene Ontology annotation, molecular function: RNA binding; pseudouridine synthase activity. Lineage: Eukaryota; Fungi; Basidiomycota; Agaricomycetes; Agaricales; Pleurotaceae. The record is from RefSeq and is a predicted model, not a curated record. The transcript has 11 exons. Gene Ontology annotation, biological process: pseudouridine synthesis.
AUGUCCACGAACGCUUCUCAGUGCGAUAUCAGUGGGGCUGCUUCUACGGCCCACGUAGAACCAUCAGGAUUGAAGAAGAUACCACCCUACUGGUACCCUUACACAACGAUGGCAAAAGGCCGUUGGCUCGGCCGUGAGUUGUUGGAAGUUGUCUCUACAGAAUUUCGUGAUCGGUCAAUGGAGUAUUAUAGAUAUGCUCUCGAGUCUGGUGUCACGACCGUCAACGGCCAGGUGGCAAAACCCGAAACAAUCAUUCGUGACGGAGAUCGCAUUGAGAACGUUGUACAUCGCCACGAGCCCCCAGUGACUUCAACACCCGUGAAGAUUCUCCACCAUGAUGUAGAGCGCGAAUUUAUAGUCGUGGAUAAACCAGGCAGUAUCCCCGUACACGCCUCAGGUCGUUUCUACAGAAACACCUUGAUUGAGAUCCUAGAGAACGAAUUCAAAUUCAAGAAGGCGUACCCCGUGAAUAGGUUGGAUCGGCUGACAUCGGGGUUAAUGAUUCUGCCGUUGUCAGUCGAGCGUGCUCGGUCUGUUUCUUCCGAGUUCAUGGCAGGAACGGUCAAGAAGGAGUAUGUGGCACGUUGCAAAGGCGAAUUCCCGGACCAGGAAAUUGUCUGUGAACAGCCGCUCUUGACGGUCGAUCGGCAAAUGGGCCUGAACAUCGUUCAUCCUGAAGGCAAACCUGCGAAAACGAUCUUCAACAGGAUUCGGUAUGAUGUGAAUACUGAUAGUAGUGUCGUCCGAUGUCGUCCACUCACGGGCCGCUCCCAUCAAAUUCGAGUUCACCUCCAGUAUCUCGGUUUCCCCAUCGCGAACGACCCAGUCUACUCUGAAACAAAGAUCUGGGGCCCGAAAUUGGGUAAAGGCGGUAUUGAUAUUGUGCCUAGUGAAGAACGGGCAGCACCUGCUCCGCCGGCUCAUCUACAGGCCAAAUUAGAAAUGGAAGCAAAUCCGGAAAUCAUUUCCACAAAAGAGCAAGGCGACGGAAACAGCAAGGGUCCUGCACCUAAGCUACUUCCGCGGGAGACAGGUCAUGACAUUGGCAUGGGAUCCCCAGUGCCGUUAUCGUCUGAGGCUGUUCAAGUCAUCACCAACUUGCGAAAUAUGAAGGAUGAAGAUGAAGACUGGAGUCGCUGGCGCGACGUCGUAUUCCGGGCCAAAGGGGCGCUGUCACCGAAGGGACUAAUCAUCAAGCCACCGCCCCCUCAGAAUAGACGACGACGUGGCGGAGCAGAGCUAACCCGCAAUCGUGGAGAUAUCAUGAUCAGUCAGCCAGACUCAGAAGCAUCGGCUGUCGAGACGCCGCCCGUGGUCGCCACCGACAAUUCAUUCCAAACUAUUACCCCAGAUACAACCUCUGCUCCGCCACCGCCGCCUAGUUCCGCUCAGCUCACAGACGACGAAGUAUUGGCCAUUGCUUCCAUGGAGCCUCUCACGGACCCAAGCGAGCUUGUCAAGUCUAACAAUCUAUAUUGCCCAGAAUGCUAUUUGCCGCUUCAUCCAGAUCCAAAGCCGGAGAAGUUGUACAUAUUCCUACACGCUCGCAAAUAUACGACAAGUUUAGGAUCAUUCGAAACAGAAAUGCCCGAUUGGGCUUCGGAAGGAUGGACUUGGGAUCAGUCGUAG